Molecule: messenger RNA, 2238 nt
Organism: Colletotrichum karsti
Lineage: Eukaryota; Fungi; Ascomycota; Sordariomycetes; Glomerellales; Glomerellaceae
Product: vegetative incompatibility protein het-e-1
Exons: 5
Coding region: 1-2238 (745 amino acids)
Biological process (GO): mRNA splicing, via spliceosome
Cellular component (GO): U4/U6 x U5 tri-snRNP complex
Molecular function (GO): U4 snRNA binding; U6 snRNA binding; protein binding
Source: RefSeq, a predicted model, not a curated record
AUGCUAAAAGAUCACCCUAUAACCCUCCCUGCUGUUCUCGAAGCGCGCUACGACAGUAGGGACUACCAAGACAGCCCGAGAUGUGAGAGCGGUACUCGAGUCCGCAUUCAGGAGACAAUCUACAGUUGGGCAGACGAUGACUUUGGCGAACCGUUCUUCUGGCUCGUGGGCCCAGCGGGGACCGGCAAAUCCACCGUUGCGCGGACCAUUACAGACUCUUGGGCUGAGCAGAAACGACUUGCCGCUGGUUACUUCUUCAAAAGAGGAGAAAAGGGCCGCAAUGAUACCAGUCGGUUUUUCGCCACUAUUGCUAUCCAGUUGGCUGAUACGAUUCCCUACUUUCAAGAGCAUCUUCGGCGCUCUAUCGACAGUCUGGGCACAGAUGAAAUCGGAGAGAGAGGCCUUGAGACGCAGUUUGACAAGCUCAUUCUGAGUCCCCUGAUGGCCCUCGUUUCCGUCAACAUGAGCCAACCGCCGAUGGUGAUCAUCAUCGAUGCUUUGGAUGAGUGCGAGCGCCCUGAGCAUCUCUCGCAGAUCAUAAAGCUACUAGACAAGCUUCGAGACAUCCACGCAGUACGCUUGCGUAUUCUUUUCACGAGCAGGUCCGCACCUGAGGUCAACGCGGCAUUUGAGCCAUCUAUCAACCACAAGAGUGCUCGAAAGUUUGAGCUUCACCGCGGAUUCUUUGAAGAUACCAAGUCCGACAUUAAGACCUUCCUAAUGGUCAGAUUCGCAGAAAUCAAAACCAGUCGCGAUGUGCAGCAGGACCCGUGGCCCGACGUUGAAGAUUUGACUCGUAUGGUUCAACUAGCUACGUCCCCUGAACCCCUUUUCAUCUAUGCUGCAACUCUUUGCCGUUUCGUCUAUGACAAGAAAAGACCAAGCAACCCGAAGAAACAGCUCAAGCUAUGGCUUAAGCAAUGCGAAGAGGGCAAGUCUCAGCUACAUCAGAUCUAUGAUCCCAUUCUCCGUCAGAUACUUCUUAGCGACGAGGGAGCAGAAUCUGGCCAGCAGCUGCAGUUCCUAGGAGCUCUUGUUCUUCUUGCCACCCCGCUAUCUGCUGCCUCACUCACCGCUCUCCUGGCACUUUUGGGCAAGGUCUCGGAUGGUGCCGCUGCGAUGGAGCAACUUCUCGCUAUGUGCCAGCGGUCACCCAACAAACAACUUAGCGAUUUCAUCAAAGAUGUUAGCAAGGUUAUUGCAAGUUUCGGAUCUAUGAUUGAGCAGACACCUCUUCAGAUUUAUAGGGCAUUGAUAUUGUUCUCUCCAGUUGCGAGCAAAGUGCGGCAAAGCUUUUUCGAUCAAUAUCUACGGAAUCUCCUUAUUCAGGGCGUAAAGUCAGAUUGGGAUGCGCACCGCCAGAUACUUGAGGGCCACGGCAACUCAGUCAGGUCCGUAGCCUUCUCACCGGACGGCAAGGUGGUAGCGACCGCUUCAGAGGACAAGACAGUACGGCUCUGGGACGCCGCUACAGGUGCACCCCGCCAAACACUCGUGGGCCACACGCACUCAGUCAGGGCGGUUGCCUUCUCGCCAGAUAGCCAAGUAGUGGCAUCAGCGUCAUUUGACGAGACAGUACGGCUCUGGGACGCCGCAACGGGCAAAUACUGCCAGAUACUUAAGGGCCACACAGCAUCGGUAUUGGCAGUAGCCUUCUCACCAGACGGCAAGGUGGUAGCAUCCGCUUCAGAGGACGAGACAGUACGGCUCUGGGACGCCGCUACAGGUGCACCCCGCCAAACACUUGUGGGCCACAGCGACUCAGUCAGGGCAGUUGCCUUCUCGCCAGAUAGUCAAGUAGUGGCAUCAGCGUCGUUUGACGAGACAUUAAGGCUCUGGGACGCCGCAACAGGUGCACACCACCAAACACUCGAGGGCCACAACGGCCAGGUCAAUACAGUAGCCUUCUCACCAAACGGCCAGGUGAUAGCAUCAGCGUCAAGCGAUGAGACAGUGCGGCUCUGGGACCAACGUCACACACUCAAGUACUACAGCGACUCAAUCAGGGCGUUAGCCUUCUCGCCAGACGGCCAGGUGAUAGCAUCAGCAUCAAGCGACAAAACAGUACAGCUCUGGGACGCCGCCACAGUGGCCUUCUCACCAGAUAGCCAAGUAGUGGCAUCAGUUUCAGAGGACAAGACAGUACGGCUCUGGGACGCCGCCACAGCCGGUUGCGACCCCGACAGCACCUUGACGCUGGUGAACAUCACUUCAAGCGCCAGACAGUCCUUCUUCUGA